AUGAAUAAUCAAUUACGUAUUAAAGCUUCAAUAGAUAUUGUUCGUUGGGUCACAUUUCAAGCAUGUGCUUUUAGAGGGCAUAAUGAACGUUCAGAAUCAAAAAACCGAGGUAAUUUUCUUAAAAUGAUGAAACUUUUAGUAUCAUACAAUGAACAAGUAUGUGCUCUUCUUUUGGGUAAUGCUCCACAAAAUGCUAAAUACACCUCACAUCAAAUUCAAAAAGAAAUUUUGCAUGUCUUUGCUAGAAAUGUUCAGUCUUCAAUUCGUCAUGAGAUUGGUGAUGCAAGAUUUUGUUUAAUUGUAGAUGAAGCUCGAGAUGAAUCUAGAAGAGAGCAAAUGUCCAUUGUUAUUAGGUUUGUUGAUAGAAGUGGAUUUAUACGAGAACGAUUUUUGGAUAUAGUUAUUAACAUUGUUAGUGCUUCUUGUAAGCGUAAUGAUGUUCACACUUUCUGUUAUAAUUUGAUUUUUGUUAUUAACAUUGUUAGUACUUAUUGUAAGCGUAAUGAUGAAUUACAGGCUUUUCAAUCAGUUACAAUUGAACAUUUAGUUGAUAUUGGUGAGAUUGAAAUGGGUAAAGGAGUUAAUCAAGUAGGUGGUUUGCAACGACCUGGAGAUAGCAGAUGGAGUUCACACUUCAAAUCAAUUUGCAGUUUGAUAAAAGCGAUCGAGCUUCUUAAGUUGAGCACAGCUUUAGAUCCUAGAAAUAGCUAUAAAUUAUUCAACGUUGAAGAUAUAUGCUUACUUGUUGACAAGUUCUAUCCUCAAGAUUUUUCUAACCAAGAAAAAAUUCAUUUGAGACUUCAUUUGCAACAUUAUGAGCUUGAUGUAUCCAAUCAUCCAAAGUUAAAGAGCAUGUUAUCGAUUGCUGAUUUAUGUCAAGGAUUGGUUGAAACAGAAAAAUCAACAAUUUAUACACUAGUUGACAGGUUGAUUCGGCUUAUUUUGACUCUUCCUGUUUCGAUAGCAACUACUGGACGAGCUUUCUCAGCGAUGAAGAUUAUUAAAAUAAGACUUCGUAAUCAGAUGGAGGAUGAUUUUCUUUGCAAAGUUGAAUCUAAGGACGUUGAGUCUGACAGCUUGCUAGACCCAUAUCCACUUGGACUCAACACAUAA
This is a messenger RNA of Populus trichocarpa (black cottonwood), 1113 nucleotides long. RefSeq lists its product as uncharacterized. The record is from RefSeq and is a predicted model, not a curated record. Lineage: Eukaryota; Viridiplantae; Streptophyta; Magnoliopsida; Malpighiales; Salicaceae. The transcript has 3 exons. Bases 1 to 1113 code for a protein of 370 amino acids. Gene Ontology annotation, molecular function: protein dimerization activity.